AAAUUGUUUUCUUCCUACGAGCCUCAGCUUGAUUUUCAUUGCAAGACUCAACAAUCUGGAAUCUCUAUCCCCAGCCCUGCAAAACUUGACCUCACUAGAAGAACUAGAAGUUGUUGACUGUCCAAAGCUGAGACACUUGCCAAGGGAAGGCCUGCCUGCAACACUUGGAAGACUUUGUAUCAGAAACUGUGAACAUUUAAAACGAAAAUGCUUGAAGAAGAAAGGAGCUUACUCAACGAGGAUAGCCCACAUCCCCAAUGUGGAGAUAGAAUGAUUAAAUUCAAAAAGGGACAGCAGAUGUUCAAUAAACUCUUGCAAGAUGUUUUUGGGAUUUCUCAUUUUCUACAUACGGAUGGAGGGAAUAUCAGUGAUGCCCAAAUACAUUUGUUCAAGAUAGAGCUACAGCCUACAAGAUUGGAAGCAUAUAUACAGAGAAUGAUAAUCCAUAAUCAUUACCUCUAAUGGUCAUGUCAUGGGGACCUUCUUUCUCAUAACUCUAUGCUCACAUUAAUCAAAGUCAAUCUCAAAAAUAUUUGAAAUAAAGAAGUCUGCAGUUUGAUACAUCCUGAAUUGUGUUUUUGAUUAUGAGCCCUGUAAACUCUGUUUGUUUCAUUUCCAGGCAAAUAGUUUUGAAUAUCUUGUUGCUUUCUUUACAGAUUUUGAGAUCAAUCAUGGACUAUGUAUUGUUUCUUCCUGCCAAUCAACUAGUCAAUUACAC
Rubroshorea leprosula is the source of this 718-nucleotide messenger RNA. NCBI's taxonomy places the organism in Eukaryota, Viridiplantae, Streptophyta, Magnoliopsida, Malvales, Dipterocarpaceae. The record is from the annotation of a GenBank genome assembly.